AUGAUAGAUUUGCAAUGUGAGAAUGCACGUUUAUCACAAAGAAUUGAAACGCUUGAGAAAAGGAACUUGCAACGCGAGAAUGCUGUUUGCAACGACUUGAAGAGUUUGAGAGAAAGCACUGCUAGGCUCAAGGACAACAAUCCAAGCGUUGAUGGUGCUGACUUUAAUGAUGCAAUAAGAGAGAUUGACAUUGCUGAAUUUAGCGUUGUCGAAAUUUCCAGCCAUAAAGAUGGCAUAAAUAAGGCUAAGGCUGCUGGAAAGUUGACCAAGUUAUUCCCACGUAAUGUUGCUGCUCAAACCCGAGGAAAGUUUCCCGAUGGUGUUCAAAUUGCUACAUCAUGCUUAGAAGAUAAUGCCAGCUUGAAGGAAAAGGCAACGUAUGAACCUUUAAGCGUUGGAAUUCAUACUUGUCAAACUAAUUAUAGUGAUCCAAAAACAAGUGUCUUGAUCAGGGAAGCUGGACCAAUAGGGAUCUUCCAAGUGAUGGCUGAUGCAACUUUGAGAAUUCUUGAUGUGAAAUGUGUCGAGGCCCCAACCUGCAUGGGUAAUGGACACAAUCAAUGGGAUCCAGCAGAAGCUGUUUUGUUUUGCAGUAGAGCAAUAUCAAAUUAUGUUUCAAUAGUUGAAGUUGACCCAAUGCCCAAGAUUAGGACUUUGCUUCUGGAACGUCCUCAUGAGCCCUAA
This is a messenger RNA of Dovyalis caffra, 684 nucleotides long. The record is from the annotation of a GenBank genome assembly. Lineage: Eukaryota; Viridiplantae; Streptophyta; Magnoliopsida; Malpighiales; Salicaceae.